Molecule: messenger RNA, 191 nt
Organism: Lipotes vexillifer (Yangtze River dolphin)
Lineage: Eukaryota; Metazoa; Chordata; Mammalia; Artiodactyla; Lipotidae
Product: microsomal glutathione S-transferase 3-like
Exons: 2
Cellular component (GO): nuclear envelope; membrane; endoplasmic reticulum
Molecular function (GO): glutathione transferase activity; glutathione peroxidase activity
Source: RefSeq, a predicted model, not a curated record
AUGGCCGUCCUCUCUAAGGAAUAUGGUUUCGUGAUUCUAACUGGUGCUGCCAGCUUCCUAAUGGUAACUCAUCUAGCCAUCAACGUUUCCAAGGCCCGCAAGAAGUACAAAGUGGAGUAUCCUACAAUGUAUAGCACUGACCCUGAAAACGGACACCUCUUCAACUGCAUUCAGCGGGCCCACCAGAACAC